AUGCGUGAUGACCUUAAGGGUCGGAACUUGACUUUUACCGAAAUAGCCAAGCUUGUGGGAGAGCACUGGCAAAACUUAACUCCCGGCGAGAAAGAGCCAUAUGAAACUUCCGCAUUGAAAGCCAAGGAGAAAUACAACCACGACUUGGCCGAGUACAAGAAGACGACAGAGUAUAGGAAAUACAACCUGUACUUACAGGAUUUCAAGGCACGGCAAGCCUCCGCAAAUCAAGCGUGUGGGUUCCGUGGUAUCGGUAUCCGAAUCGCAAUAUUCGACGGCCGUGCCGACCCCGAUUUCUCAUCAUCAUCCCAAUGA
Colletotrichum fioriniae is the source of this 315-nucleotide messenger RNA. NCBI's taxonomy places the organism in Eukaryota, Fungi, Ascomycota, Sordariomycetes, Glomerellales, Glomerellaceae. The record is from RefSeq and is a predicted model, not a curated record.